This is a messenger RNA of Didymella exigua CBS 183.55, 246 nucleotides long. RefSeq lists its product as uncharacterized. The record is from RefSeq and is a predicted model, not a curated record. The annotation marks the transcript as partial. NCBI's taxonomy places the organism in Eukaryota, Fungi, Ascomycota, Dothideomycetes, Pleosporales, Didymellaceae. The transcript has 2 exons.
GUGCAGGAGGAAAUAGGCCGCCUACAAGACGCUGUUACUACGCUUACAAAGCGCAAGACCCGUAAAAGGCGGUAUGUAUCUGACCUGGUUGCUGAAAAGGAGGGUGGUAGUCGUGAGGAGGGCAAGACGCCUGCAAAGAGGGUGCGCGCAGAGAGGCGCUGCGGCCGUUGCAGCGAAAUUGGGCACAACUCCCGCACCUGUAAGGUAGAAAUUGAGGACGUAGAUGAUAGCGACGCUUCUGAAUAA